Phascolarctos cinereus (koala) is the source of this 1450-nucleotide messenger RNA. RefSeq lists its product as uncharacterized. NCBI's taxonomy places the organism in Eukaryota, Metazoa, Chordata, Mammalia, Diprotodontia, Phascolarctidae. The record is from RefSeq and is a predicted model, not a curated record.
AUGGCGCUGUCCUCCUCCUGCCCCUCCCCUCCCCCAACUGCCGUCACGCCGCUCCCCUGGGCGCCCCGCCGGGCCCCCCCUCCUCCUCUUCCUCCUCGCCUCUCCCGGGCUGGACAGCCUUCCUCCGGGGCCUGCUUCCCGCUCCCCCCGGCCUCCGCCCUCGGAGCUCACAUUGUGACUGUGGAGGCUGCCGCGGCCCCCCGGGACACACCCUGCGUCCCGGGCCGGACCACGGGUCACCCGGCUCCUUUCCGCCUGCAGCCCCCAGACCCAGAGUCCAGUCUCUGGCCCGGGCCUCGUUCAAGAAGGACCUUCCUCGGGGCCUCACCUCCCUGGCCUCGGCCCCGGGAGGAACCCCCCCCCGCCCCGUCGCCCUCGGGCGGGCCUCGGACACGGACACCCGCGAUCGGGGCUCGUGGCUGCCCGUCUUCUUCCCUCUAUCGGUGUCAGAGGGCAGACGUCCCCCGGCCCCCUCGCCUUCACCAAGUUCAUUCCGAGCCUCCCGCAUGCCGCCCUUCUCUCUAGGAAUUUCACCAGGAGCCACGACUCUAGGCAGACUCAAGUGUGCAUGGAACCCGGGACUGGAAGCCACAUAGCCUGAAUUAUUGGAUCAAACUAGGUUGCGGCUGCCGAAAUACCUAGUGGUGACACAGUCUGUUAACCAGGAAUGUAUUUGAUGGCUUUUCAGUGAGUUUCUAGAUUAUGUUGUUGCAAGUCCAGACCACACAACCAUCAUCCAGAAACAGCUGUGAAGAAGAGUCAUCCACACUGGCAAGCAGCUGCCGCACACAAAGCAGCACCCUGCCUAAACUAAGCAGCAAGGAGGCUUGAGAGAGAGUCAGGUGGCAGCAUGUGCCAGGAUAGUCAAAACACAACCACCUUGACCUACCUAGCAUGUCCCCUCAGACCCUGAAAGAUGUAGCCCAAGACCCUGAACCCAAGAGCUUUGGGAAUAAUAUUGCUCUCCAAACCACCACACCUGCUUUCAAUCAAGCCCUCUUCCCCCCCCAAAAAAAAUGUCAAAGGGUCCCACUUAGUGCUACCAGCAAAAACUGUUGACAACUGCCAUAACAGGUAGAUAAACACAGGAGCCCUAGGAGAGACAGCACUCUUCAGACCACCUUUCUUUCUUCUAGUGCAGCCCUCAUAGCUAUUUUCAGAAGAAGCAAAUCCUGUGGAGAAGGGGUCAAUCAUCCUUCCCAACUGUUAUUCACAGGGCAGGCAAGCCAACCUAACUGAAGCAGCAAGGUAUCCUGAGGGAAAGAUAGGAGACAGCAUGUGCCAAGCAAGUCAGACCACCAUUACGUCCUUGACCACCAUCUCCCCUCAGACUCUUAUGGAAACAACUCAAGAUCCUGAACCCAAGAGCCCUGGGAAUAGUAAUGUUUCCAGCCUACUACACUCAGCCAUCUUCCAACACUCAGCCUAGUAACACCAGCCUUUGUGGAGA